AUGGCCAUGAAAAAUCAUUAUAUCCCUGAUUCAUUUCAAAGAGCAUCCAAUAUUAGAGUCCCAUUAGCACCCACUGUUAAAUUUGAAAUAAAUCCAGGAAUUUUUCAAAUGCUCCCUAAUUUUCAUGGAUUGCCUUUAGAAGAACCUCAUCAACACUUAGAAAAAUUUUAUAUGGUCUGUGAUUUAGUUAAUCUCUCUCAAGUUACACCAGAAAUUAUUAAGAUGAAAUUAUUCCCUCAUACACUUAGGGACAAAGCUAGCCAUUGGCUAUCUACAUUAGAUAGAGAAUUAACUAGUUGGAAAGACAUAGAACAAGCCUUUCUUCAAAAAAUUUAUCCCUUAAAAAAAACUCAAAAUAUGAGAAAACAUAUAUGGAAUUUUUCUCAAAGACCAGGAGAAACUUUACAUGAGACAUGGGAAACAUUCAAAGAUUUACUUAGAAAGUGUCCUCAUCAUGCUAUACCCAAGUGGCAGCUCAAUAGAAUUUUUUAUGAUGGAUUAUUAGAACAACAUAGAAAUAUGGUUGAUUCUAUAUGUGGAGGAGCUUUUAUGGAGAAAACCCCUGAUGAGAUUUACAGUCUUUAUGAGAAUUUAAGUGAAAAUUCUAGAGAUCAAGCCUCUUUUGAAUUAUAUGACAGGGAUAAGAAGAGAGGAAUUCAUGAAUUGCAUCAUGAUAAUAAAUCUAAAUUUAGAAAUGAGGUUAAUCAGAUUAAUCAAAGAUUAGAAAAACUUGAUUUGCUUAUUGACAAUAUUAGAAAGCCUCUUAACCCUCAAUUUAAUUCAAAUAGUACAUGUCCUAUGUAUGGUGAAAAUGAUCACUUCGAAUUUCAAUAUCAUCCUAGGCAAGAACAAGUGCAGGUACCCCACGAUUUUAGUAAAAAUAGAGAAUAUUUUUCUAAUUCUUAUAAUCCUAAUUGGGGGAAUAAUUUUUCGUGGAGAAACCCAAAUAAUAUUCAAAAUCCAGAAGCACUUAGAUCCAAUUCAAACUCUGAAUUUUGUCCAAAAUAA
Molecule: messenger RNA, 1008 nt
Organism: Spirodela intermedia
Lineage: Eukaryota; Viridiplantae; Streptophyta; Magnoliopsida; Alismatales; Araceae
Source: the annotation of a GenBank genome assembly